UGCUGUUGUUGGUCCCUCUUCCUUUCUCUCAGGCUUUCCACACAGCAUUUGUUGGGAAUGAAAUGAAUGAAUGAAUGAAUGAAGACGAAUUUUGAAGGGGAAAAAAAAUGCCUUUUUCAUUGAACAGCCAUUGAUGAAUCACAUCAUAGUCUUGGAAGCUUCUGUUCUUUCUCACAUGGUUUGAAGUUUGAUCAGGAUCUGUGUGUUCUUCAUUCCCCUUUUCCAUUUUUGAGCUUCAGAACCAUGCAUAUAGGUCAAACAGAUACAACUUCAGUGAAAUGUCUAAUCAACAGCAUAUCUCGAUUCCUUCAUCUGGUUUCUUGCCAAAUCGUGAAGCCUGCGCCUUUUCAGAAGAUCUGUCAUAAUAUGGUCGGGGUGUUAAAGCGACUGAAGCCAGUGCUUGAUGAUGUAAUGGACUACAAACUCCCGUUUCACCAAAAUAUGUCUAAAGAGUGUGAAGAAUUGGAUGUGCGGAUCAAUGAAGCUAGAGACUUCAUCGAAAAAUGGGGUCCAAAGAUGAGCAAGAUUCUUAGUGUUAUUCAAAGCAGCACAUUGUUGAUUAAGUUGCAGAGCACAUCACUUGACAUAUGUCACAUGAUAGUUAGAUCCCUACAGUCACCUCCGUCUGCUUCGGUUUUGGCUAAUCUUCAGAACUAUAUCCAGGAACUUCAGUGCCUCGAGAAGGAAACAGCAAUGGUUUAUAUAGAAGAAGCACUAAGAAACCAAAGAGAUAAUGUUCAACCUUCCAACGAGCUUCUGAAGGAAAUAGCCGAGUUACUAAAAUUGACCUCAAAUGAGGAGCUCUUGAAAGAAAGUAUCGUCGUGGAAAAGGAAAGGUUGAAUGCUGAAGUCAAUAAAAUGAAAGGGGACUUGGAUGAAAUCAAUGAAAUUGUGAAUCUUGUCCGCAAUUUACGCGAUUAUGUAAUGAGAACUGAGUCUCUUGAAGUCAAAACCGGUCUCUCAAUCCCUCCAUACUUCCGCUGCCCUUUAUCAUUGGAACUCAUGAUGGAUCCUGUUAUUGUGGCUUCGGGUCAAACAUAUGACAGGCAAUCAAUCCAAAAGUGGCUAGAUAACGGGCUAAAUGUUUGUCCCAAGACUCGUCAGAAGCUCAAUCAUAUGAAUCUUACUGCCAAUUAUACUGUCAAAGCUAUGAUUGCAAAUUGGUGUCAGGAAAACAGUGUUAAGCUUUGUAGUAACUCGCUGCUCGAUAAAUCUUCUUGUAUCACAACCCCUGCAGAUCAUUCAUUGCCUCAUGAUUUAGCUAAUAAAUGUGGUUUCAAGUCUAUGAAUAUCGAUUCCAUCUCAAGGUCAUCUCUUCAAAAUGGAAAUGGAAAUGAGAAACCAAAGGCUGAUAAUUUUGUCAGAUCAAGUGAAGAGUAUAAUGGAUGCCGGAGCGGAACAGUGGAAAGAUGUGAUCAGCAAUCAUCCGAUGUUCACAGCAGAAGUGAAUCAUCAUUUUCAAGUUCAAUAUCUAGUACUGAUUGCAUACUUCCAGUUUCAGGACAGGCAUCCGGAAUAUCCGAUAAGCCGCAAAAUGUUGACAAUGUUGUUGGGAACAAACAAAGUCCUGCAUCGAGAAUCCAAGGGACGAGAAAUGAUAAUCUUAUUAUGAACAAUAAUAACAUUAAUACUAGUGCUAAGCAAAAUGAUUCAAGAGUUGAUUCACAUCCUAUAUUGAACUCGGGGGCUGGUGAAGUGGCCACUUCAUCUCAUGUUAAUAAGUUGAUUGAAGAACUUCGCAGCCAAUCAGUUGAAGUGCAAACCAUAGCUGCAGAAGAAUUGAGGCUUCUUACAAAGAAUGACAUGGAAAACCGAAUUAUUGUGGGGCGGUGUGGGGCUGUUGAGCCUUUACUUUCGCUUCUGUAUUCGGACAUGAAGAUAACACAAGAGCAUGCUGUGACAGCUCUGUUAAAUUUGUCAAUCAAUGAAGAUAACAAGACUUUGAUUAUGGAAGCUGGAGCCAUAGAACCUCUUAUCCAUGUUUUGAAGACAGGAAAUGAUGGUGCUAAAGAAAAUUCUGCGGCAGCACUAUUCAGCCUCUCUGUAAUAGAAAACAACAAAGAAAAAAUCGGCCGAUCCGGCGCAGUCAAAGCCUUGGUGGAUCUUCUUGCCUGGGGAACUCUUAGAGGGAAAAAGGAUGCUGCUACUGCUUUAUUUAACUUGUCAAUAUUUCAUGAUAACAAAGCUCGAAUAGUUCAAGCUGGAGCUGUGAAGUUUCUGGUUCGGUUGAUGGACUCUGCGGAUGGAAUGGUUGACAAGGCUGUUGCACUUCUGUCAAACCUGUCAACAAUUCCAGAGGGCCGGAUAGAAAUCGCAAGGGAAGGAGGCAUCCCCUUAUUAGUUGAAAUUGUUGAAACAGGUUCACAUAGGGGAAAGGAGAAUGCUGCUUCUGUUCUGUUACAGUUAUGCCUUCAUAGUACCAAGUUUUGUAUUCUUGUUUUGCAAGAAGGAGCUGUACCUUCCCUAGUUGCAUUAUCUCAAUCCGGUACGCCGAGAGCCAAGGAAAAGGCACAACAACUUCUCAGUCAUUUUCGCAAUCAGCGUGAAGGAGCUGCUGCGAAGGGAAAAUCAUGAUGGCAAAUUUUUGGUUAUUUCAAAUCUCAUUACCCCAUUUUUAUUGGCUUAAAUUGAUCUGUGAUGAUCAUGUUCCCCCCAUAGCUGUUGUUGAGGACUCUAGGACUUAUUUGAUUGCAUUCUGUUUUUCUCAAUUUUUGAAUGUAUCAUUUGUGAAGCUAUUUUCUCUUUUCUUGGGGUGGCUUAUCAUUUUUUGGUAUUAUUUUUCCCCCUUUUAUAAUUAAGGGCUUUAAUUUUCUUUCUAAUAUUUGGGAGUUUUGCUUAGGAGGAGGUUAGGGUACUUUUUCUCUCAAGAUUUUAGCUUUGAAGAUGUAAUCUAUGACACUAUUCUACUCUAGAUCAUAACAGAUGUGUGUACAUAUUUUUGUAUAUAUACUAUAGAUUCUUGUGA
Messenger RNA from Arachis duranensis, 2965 nucleotides. Its product is annotated as U-box domain-containing protein 3-like. The transcript is spliced from 5 exons. Gene Ontology annotation, cellular component: nucleus; cytoplasm. Gene Ontology annotation, molecular function: protein binding; ubiquitin-protein transferase activity. The record is from RefSeq and is a predicted model, not a curated record. Bases 244 to 2574 code for a protein of 776 amino acids. Lineage: Eukaryota; Viridiplantae; Streptophyta; Magnoliopsida; Fabales; Fabaceae. Gene Ontology annotation, biological process: protein ubiquitination.